CAUCAAAAAACCGGUCCAUCCGCCAGUUCAGCGACCCUCCAGCCACCACACUCUCACUCUCUUCAAACCCGAUAUAACCACACUUCAGCCUCGGAUCUCGCCCAAUCUCCAAAUCUCCAACGUCAUGAUCACACCGGUCAAAAGCUUUCUCUUGCUCCUCCUGGGGCUGGGCCUCUUGUCCCUGGCGGCGAGUGACACGUACCCCUCGGGGCGUCUGUUUGGGUGGGGGAGCAGCAAGGAGAAGGAGGUGACCGUGUCCAAGGGAUGGGGCUGGAAGAAACCGAGCAUCAAAGGGGUCGGGAUUUAUGGGGGGAUCAGGGUUCAUCAUAAGGAUCCUGGUGGGAAGGGGUGGGGAGGUGGGUGGGGGUUGAGGUUGCAGCAGGGUUGGGUGAGUCGGUGGGAGAGAGAGGGAUCGUAUUUUGAGGUGAUGUUAAUUCGAGUUUUUUGUGUGAAGGGGCUGAUUAAAGAAGAGGAGAGUCAUGGAGGGGGCGGUGGCGGGUGGGGACACGGUGGUGGCGGCGGAGGCGGCGGUGGCGGAUGGGGCUGGGGCAAGCAAAAGCAGAAAGGAUGGGGAUGGGGUGGCGGUCACGGUCACGGUGGCGGCGGCGGUGGAGGAAAACACAGCGGGUGGGGUUGGGGUGGCCAUGACGACGAUGAUGAUGGUGGUGAUGGGUGGGGAUGGGAACGUGCCCUUCUCCCCAUCACUCCCACCACGGACUUUUCCACCACAUCCACCGAGCUUCUCCCGGUCUGGCCAAGCACCAUCCACCACCGACGCAACUACGACUCUGACGACUCUGACGAAGAGGAGGACGAAGAAGACGACGAAGAGUCGGUCAACGUGUCGUCUCCUUCAUUCAUUUACCAACCUGUUUAUUGAUUUAAUAAAUCGACAAUAUAUAAAAUUA
Molecule: messenger RNA, 908 nt
Organism: Folsomia candida
Lineage: Eukaryota; Metazoa; Arthropoda; Collembola; Entomobryomorpha; Isotomidae
Product: glycine-rich cell wall structural protein
Exons: 4
Coding region: 125-880 (251 amino acids)
Source: RefSeq, a predicted model, not a curated record